ACAGCACGCGGAUCGCGGCGAAUCGAACUUCCCUUAAGAUCAUCAUCUAUCACGUUUUCCCUGUGUUUUCGAUUGCAGCAACAUAUUACCUUCGGAGCAUAACGAACGCUCCUUGUUUGUGCAUUGUACUAGUGAUCGAAGAUCGAAUCGAAUAAGACGAACUUUGUUUCAGUGAAUCCAUCGUUAUCGGCCUCGUGUAUUCCAAGGAUAAUGCGAUAAUCCUUUUUAGAGUCCAGCUGAAACUGACUCCAGUACCGAUAGAUAUCUGUGGAUUUUUAGAGUGCCAGUGAGAUAGUGAAGACGGGAAGGGAAAGCGGAGCAUCGAUUUGUGAACAUUUGUGGACGAGCGCCAAUCAUUAGGGCUGCUUUUCUUGUUGUAGCGUGGUUGCAUCGUUGGCAUCGUUUCGUAACAACUCCCCGGGCGUGGACAGCGUUGCAGCAUGGCACCGAACGUCCUCGGCAAUACGCUGCUGCUAGCGGAAACAUGUAUCGAACCGGAAGAUCGCAACAAGAAUGGCCCAUCCGUCGGCACGCUGUACAAAAGCAAAGCGAUCCUGAAUGUCCCCGUGAGCAAGCCGGCUCGACUGGACGAGUUAAAGCUUAACGACACUACGAAGAAAGUACAGGAAUCCAGGCCCAAGCGACAGUAUAAUAAUGUUUACGUUUGGCGAAACAUUAUUGCAUUCAUCUAUCUUCAUCUCGGCUUUCUGUACGGAAGCUAUCUGCUGGUGACAUCGGCCAAAUGGAGCACAUUUCUGUUCGCACUGGCGCUAGGUUCGUGCGGUGCCCUCGGCAUCACCGCCGGUGCUCACCGGCUGUGGUCGCACAAGGCCUACAAGGCAAAGUGGCCGCUGCGUUUGUUCCUGAUGCUAGCGCAAACGCUAGCCUUCCAGAACAGCGUCUACGAGUGGGUGCGCGAUCAUCGCGUCCACCACAAGUUCACCGAUACCGAUGCCGAUCCGCACAAUGCGACGCGCGGUUUCUUCUUCUCCCACAUUGGCUGGCUGAUGGUGAAGAAGCACCCGGACGUGAAGGUGCGCGGUCAGGCGAUCGACAUGAGCGAUCUCGAGCAGGACGGGAUCGUGAUGUUCCAGAAGCGCUACUACGCCCUGCUGAUGCCGGUGUUUUGCUUCGUCCUGCCAACCUUCCUUUCCUACUACUACCUGGGCGAAACGUUCUCCAACUCUUGGUACGUGGUCGCCAUCUUCCGGUACGUGUUGUCGCUGAACGCCACCUGGCUGGUCAACAGUGCCGCCCACAUCUGGGGCACGAAACCGUACGAUCGCAACAUCUCACCGACCAACAACACGUUCGUGGGAAUUGCGGCGUUCGGUGAGGGUUGGCAUAACUACCACCACGUGUUCCCGUGGGACUACAAAACGUCCGAGCUGGGCACCUACAGUACCAACUUCACGACGGCGGCCAUCGAUUUCUUCGCACGGAUUGGCUGGGCGUACGAUCUGAAGUCCGUGUCGGACGAGAUGAUCAAGAAGCGAGUUCUGCGUACCGGUGACGGUUCGCACACGUACAGCGAACAGGAACUGACGGCCAAGAUGGUCGACUACAUCAACAACCUGGACCACGAAUCGGAACAGGCCGUCUGGGGUUGGGAUGAUCGGGAUAUGACCGAGUUCGAUCGGCAGGAUGCGACGGUGAAGAACAAGAGUGAUUAGAUGUGUAAUAUCGAAUGCGAAUACGCUCACCUCCAGCUGGUGUGCUAGUGUGUAUAUGUAUAUGUAUCUGUGGGUAUGUGUAGGUGUGUUUUUGGAGUGCUUGUGCUAUGAUGAUGGCACAAAAGUUUCGCAAAAAACAGGUACACCCCCCCCCACAAACGGGGAGGGAAAAAAGCCCGGGGCGGGGACUGCCUUUUGGUGCGUUUUGAGGUUUGAUGUCUACUACUAGUGUCUAUGAGGAAUCUGUUUUUUUUUUCCUUUUUGUUUCCACUUCCUGCUGCGCUCCACUCUGUAGCAACGCCCUUUCCUUUCCAUGGCCGCGAGUAGUCGAAGAGCUGGCGUAGUAGUAGUAACGGUAGUAGUAACACCGACGACACCGACUAGCGACGAUCACGUCACGAGGUAGUAGUACUUUUGGGUUUUGUGAACGUCCCCAGGCCGUGCACGAGGAACGAUUUCCGAUGCAGCCAGAAUGAAAGAGAGUGAGAGAGAGGGGGAGGGAAGCGAGAGUAAGGAAAUGGCCGGCAAAGGGAGCGCACCCAAGUGCGUGCGGUAUCCCAGUAUCGCAUCGCAAAACGGCAUGUGUUGUGUUUAUUUAUUGUUCUCUAUCGCUAUCCUUAGCUUAAGAUCUAAGUUUGAUUUUAAUAAAAACACCACAAACGAAUAA
Molecule: messenger RNA, 2340 nt
Organism: Anopheles aquasalis
Lineage: Eukaryota; Metazoa; Arthropoda; Insecta; Diptera; Culicidae
Product: acyl-CoA Delta-9 desaturase
Biological process (GO): unsaturated fatty acid biosynthetic process
Cellular component (GO): endoplasmic reticulum membrane
Molecular function (GO): iron ion binding; stearoyl-CoA 9-desaturase activity
Source: RefSeq, a predicted model, not a curated record